Penicillium alfredii is the source of this 1110-nucleotide messenger RNA. RefSeq names its product casein kinase II subunit beta. Gene Ontology annotation, molecular function: protein kinase regulator activity. Gene Ontology annotation, cellular component: cytoplasm; protein kinase CK2 complex. The transcript has a single exon. The record is from RefSeq and is a predicted model, not a curated record. Lineage: Eukaryota; Fungi; Ascomycota; Eurotiomycetes; Eurotiales; Aspergillaceae. The coding region runs from base 1 to 1110 and encodes 369 amino acids.
AUGUCGUCGUCAGAAGGAGCCCCGGAGUCCUGGAUCUCCUCGUUCUGUUCAUUGAUGGGCCAUGAGUUCUUUGCCGAGGUCUCGGAGGAUUUUAUUGAGGAUGACUUCAACCUUACGGGUCUGCAGUCGCAGGUGCCCAUGUACAAAGAGGCGCUGGAGAUGAUCCUUGAUGUGGAGCCGGAAGACGAUGAGGAAGAGGAGGAAGAGGAGGAGGAAGAUGAAGAUGAAGAUGAAGUGCUGGGGGAUGAACGCCCAGCGUAUCGGAGGGCAGGCGACCGGCGACACGCCCGUGUAGCCAGUGAUUUGAGUGUCAUCGAGAGCUCCGCUGAGCUGCUGUACGGGCUUAUCCACCAACGCUACAUCACCUCGCGGCCGGGCAUUCAACAGAUGCUGGAGAAAUACGAGAUGCAACAUUUUGGUGUCUGCCCGCGCGUCAACUGCAAUGGAUGCAAAGUUCUCCCCGUGGGCCGAUCCGACACCCCCGGUCAGGAGACGGUCAAGCUAUUUUGUCCCGGAUGCAUGGAUAUCUACACGCCGCCCAACAGCCGCUUUCACUCGGUCGACGGUGCAUUCUUCGGCACGACUUUUGGAUGUCUGUUCUUUAUGACGUUCCCUGACUUGGAUAUUGGACCACGCCUCGACACGUCGCUGUCCACCAUGUCGCCUCGAAACCCAGUUCAGCCCGCGUCUUUUACCCGAUCCCCGCAAUCUCAGUAUGACUUGGAGACGCCUACACCAGAAGACCAGCCGGUAGAGAUCAACGGAGUCCGGACGGCGAAUCUCUGCCCCGGAUUGGGGCGAGGCAAGAUCUACGAGCCGAAGAUCUACGGGUUCAAGGUCUCGGAAGUGUCUCGGGUCGGCCCGCGCAUGAAAUGGCUCCGGAUGAAGCCCAAGGACAUUAUGGAGCUGGACGAGCUCUGGAGACACGAGAAUUUUGCCUCGCAGGAAAACCAAGGGCGCGGAGCGGAUCGGGACGGCGAUACCGAAAUGAACGCCGCAAAAUCACAAGAAGUAGCGAUUGCCAACCGCAAGAAAGCGCCGAUGCGACGCCGACGACGAAACCUGGGCGAGCCACCCCACUCGGACCAGAUGAGCAUUCAGGGGGCCUGA